Lymnaea stagnalis (great pond snail) is the source of this 3224-nucleotide messenger RNA. The record is from the annotation of a GenBank genome assembly. Lineage: Eukaryota; Metazoa; Mollusca; Gastropoda; Lymnaeidae.
AGUUAGUCUUGUUAUUCAAGUCGAAGAUCUAAGUCAAUCUUAGUUCGAAAUUCAAAGUAACAGCUGAAUAAAUAGGUAAGCCGUUAAAUGGAUGAAUUUAACAUUUUUUUUUAUUAAAACCUGUUGUUUUUUUGUUUUUUUUAAAGUUAUUGUUAUGCGUAAGAAUUGAAUUGCGCUGGAAACCAUUUCUGAUGAUUAAGUUGUUUGAACGCGAGGAUAAUGAAAAUUAAAUACUCAAACGUAGAAACAUUACAAGAAAAACAAUAUAUAUAUGUAUAUUUAUAUAUAUAUAUAUAUUUAUUUAUUUAUUUAUUUAUUCAUUUAUAUAUAUAAAGCUGUAAUCAGACCAGUUGUAACAUACUCGAGUAAAACUUGAACAAAAAGCCGCAGAAAACCUAUUAAACAAAUGGGAGAGAAAAGUUCUUAGGAAAAUAUAUAUUCACUAUUAUGCACCAACAAAGGAUGAAUAUGGAUGGAGAAUACGAACCAACCAGGAAUUGUAAAGUCUAAAAGAUAGUAGCAGAAAUCAAAAAGGGGGGGGGGGGGCUACGCUGGGUGGGACACAUAGACUACUUAGAGAGAAUGCCAAGUGGCAGAGGCGGGGAGAGGGUGCAUCACCAAAAUCCCAGAGGAAAACUUGAAUAUGGAUGGAGAAUACGAACCAACCAGGAAUUGUAAAGUCUAAAAGAUAGUAGCAGAAAUCAAAAAGGGGGGGGGGGGCUACGCUGGGUGGGACACAUAGACUACUUAGAGAGAAUGCCAAGUGGCAGAGGCGUGGAGAGGGUGCAUCACCAAAAUCCCAGAGGAAAACGGAAGCAAGACAGAUGGAUGGAUGUUAUGGAGAGGGAUCUACAGCAGUUGGGAAUUCCAAGCAUGGAAGAGAAAAGCAUUUUAGGUCUGAGUGGAUGGAUAUGGCCUACUUCACCAUACUACAUCACCAUACUACAUCACCAUACUACAUCACCAUACUACAUCACCAUACUACAUCACCAUACUACAUCACCAUACUACAUCACCAUACAACAUCACCAUAUUACAUCACAUCACCAUACUACAUCACCAUACUACAUCACCAUAAUACAACACCAUACUACAUCACCAUACUACAUCACCAUACUACAUCCCAUUACUACAUCACCAUACUACAUCACAUCACCAUACUACACCACAUCACCAUACUACAUCACCAUACUACAUCACAUUACCAUACUACAUCACCAUACUACAUCCCAUUACUACAUCACCAUACUACAUCACAUCACCAUACUACACCACAUCACCAUACUACAUCACCAUACUACAUCACAUCACCAUACUACACCACAUCACCAUACUACAUCACCAUACUACAUCACCAUACUACAUCACCAUACUACAUCACCAUACUACAUCACCAUACUACAUCACCAUACUACAUCACCAUACUACAUCACCAUAAUACAUCUCCAUACUACAUCACACCACCAUACUACAUCGCAUAUAUUUACAAUAGUGUGGACUGGUCUUGCGAAAAGAAACAGCACACUUUGACCAUUGCCUCCAAAGGUUGGAGGUGGACGAUGAACAUAUUAUAUCUAUAAGACUCAUCCAUAAAUAUGACAAAGAAUCAUUCUGGUCAGGAAUCAUUCUGGUCAGGAAUUAUUCUGGUCAGGAAUUAUUCUGGUCAGCAAUCAUUCUGGUCAGGAAUCAUUCUGGUUAGGAAUCAUUCUGGUCAGGAAUCAUUCUGGUCAGGAAUCAUUCUGGUCAGGAAUCAUUCUGGUCAGGAAUCAUUCUGGUCAGGAAUCAUUCUGGUCAGGAAUCAUUCUGGUCAGCAAUCAUUCUGGUCAGGAAUCAUUCUGGUCAGGAAUCAUUCUGGUCAGGAAUCAUUCUGGUCAGGAAUCAUUCUGGUCAGGAAUCAUUCUGGUCAGGAAUCAUUCUGGUCAGCAAUCAUUCUGGUCAGGAAUCAUUCUGGUCAGCAAUCAUUCUGGUCAGUAAUCAUUCUGGUCAGCAAUCAUUAUGGUCAGGUAAGUGGUUUUAAAACGAAGUGUUUCCCAUUAGAAAUAUUAAUUAUUUAAAAUUAAAAGCGUAAUUUUCAACAAAAAAUGUUUAAAUUAUUUUCACAGACAAAAUGGAGCCAACUCCCAACAACGUAAAUAGAAAUCCAGUCCAAGGCAGCAGGGAUUCUCAUGUCCCCAACGGUCGGCCCACGCCCAUGGAAGUAGACAAUGGGAAUGGACUGACCAUCACAGCGUCACUAAGUGAAUCGCCUCGUUUUGCGAGAAGGAACCAAUCAGCCAAUUCAACUGAGAGUGUUACCGUAAGUCCAAGGCCAGGAGACCGACCAACUACACACACGGUUCUCAGGGAAGGCAACGGGGUUCACGCUCCAAAUGUCCAGGGAACAGUAAAUAGACAAGCUGAUGUCCUGGGAACCAUUACCAUUGGUGAGGCUAACGAUGCGUUUGUACCUGGGAGACCAUGCGUUAUCCAACGCAACACUUUUCAAAUAUUUGUUCAAAACCAUCUUGACAGUAAGCCCUAUACGUUUGAAGUACAGACAAGUUAUCGUGUUGACGAGUUGAUGGGCAUGAUUUUUGACAAGUUGCGCAUUCCUAAAGAUCAGCAACGUUUGACCUAUGCUGGGAGAAAUCUGUCGCCUGGAAUGACCCUUGAGCACUACGAUAUCAAAGAGAACACUACUGUUUUUCUGACCGGGCGUCUACGAGGUGGUUAGGAAAUAUUGAACAUGAAACAAUUUAUCGAUGAGCCCUGGAAAUAUUACCAGACUGGAGGUACUUUUACUUUAUUGUUCCCCAGCAGUAGUAUGGCGCGGUAAAUAGACUGAAAUAUUUAGACGAAAAGAAAUAACAUAAAAACUUUCUUUUGUAUUGAAAUGUUUUGAAUGUAGAUUUUUAUCUGAAAAUGUUGAUUUGUUAAUGAAAGGGUGUAAAUGUCGAUCUGUACCUGAAAUUAUAAUAUGCAUGUCGAUGUGUACCUUAAAACUAUGUACAUGUUGAUUUGUUAAUGAUAGGGUGUAAAUGUCGAUCUGUACCUGAAAUUAUAAUAUGCAUGUCGAUGUGUACCUUAAAACUAUGUACAUGUUGAUUUGUUAAUGAUAGGGUGUAAAUGUCGAUGUGUACCUUAAAACUAUGUACAUGUUGAUUUGUUAAUGAUAGGGUGUAAAUGUCGAUGUGUACCUUAAAACUAUGUACAUGUUGAUUUGUUAAUGAUAGGGUGUAAAUGUC